AUGGUUCACGAAAUUCCAUACAAAUCGUCAAAACAAUCAGUUCAGCUCCCUCUAUAUUAUCUACUCUCAUUCUUCCUCUCACUCUUUUACUCUCUCUCUUUCCAUAUUUUCGAGAGGCCGCCGGUAUUUCCGGGUCCCGGUGACACGCCAUUCGAGCCUCACUCACCUGGUAAUUUGGUGACCCGUCUGCCCCGAGGCCAAAGCCUCGUAAUGUUCCCUAUAGAACAUCCAAUUGGAAACGGGCUGGAUCCAGAGCGAAGUAGAGUGUCUCAGAAUCUAAGCUCUCGAUUUACGACCAUAGGUCGAUCGAAUGACAGACGCGACGAAGCCAACGUCAACGGCAACAGCGAAUGUCUGAAUCCUCUUGAACUUUUCAGUCUUCCCGUCUUUCGUCGAGCUUUGCCGAAGCUGGCUGUACCAUCAUCGCAUCCCAAAGCCACUGCAAGUCGCUGGCCGGCGCCUGAGCGUCGUCAUCUUAUUCGGCUCUCCGAAGAAGAACCAACAAAGCCGGACCGACUGGUACCUACAGUCAAGGCAACUGGUCCGAUCGACCUGGUUCCCUCGGUACUGUCGGUACCAGCGCCUCAGCAACAGCCGCCGACAUUUGAACGCAGCUAUCGCAAUCACGAAAAGACGAGGAACCUCCGUUCUGACGAGGAGAUCACCUCAAGUCGACCACCUGUCGACAGUUGUCAGGUGAUUAAAUCCUUUUUACCUAUCAGCCUCCGGUGGCCAAGACCAACACCGCCAAUGGGCACACUUUUAUGA
Messenger RNA from Protopolystoma xenopodis, 768 nucleotides. The record is from the annotation of a GenBank genome assembly. Lineage: Eukaryota; Metazoa; Platyhelminthes; Monogenea; Polystomatidea; Polystomatidae.